Molecule: messenger RNA, 729 nt
Organism: Dovyalis caffra
Lineage: Eukaryota; Viridiplantae; Streptophyta; Magnoliopsida; Malpighiales; Salicaceae
Source: the annotation of a GenBank genome assembly
AUGGCGCAAAGGUCCGUUCCAGCGCCGUUUCUGACAAAAACUUACCAAUUGGUGGAUGAUCCAAGCACAGAUGAAGUGAUAUCGUGGAACGAAAGUGGCACAACCUUUGUUGUGUGGAAAACUGCUGAUUUUGCUAAGGAUUUGCUUCCUAAUUAUUUCAAACACAACAACUUCUCAAGCUUUGUUCGCCAACUCAAUACCUAUGGCUUUAGGAAAAUUGUGCCAGAGAAAUGGGAAUUCGCCAACGAGAAUUUCCGGCGAGGACAGAAAGAGCUCCUUGCCGAGAUCCGCCGCCGGAAGGCAUCGGCUACGUCUCCGACUACGGAAACCUCGCCUGCCGGAAAAUCCGGAGGCGCAUCCUUGUCGUCCAACUCCGGAGAGGACCUGGGGUCCACGUCCACAUCAUCACCGGAUUCGAAGAACCCGGGAUCGGUCGAAACGGCAGCGACACAUGUCGCCGAUUUAUCGGGCGAGAAUGAUAAGUUGAGGAAAGAUAACGAGAUAUUGAUUAGUGAACUCGCGCAAGCUAAGAAACAAUGCGAGGAGUUGGUUGCUUUUCUGACCGAUUAUGUUAAGGUGGGCCCUGACCAAAUCAAUGGCAUCAUGCAAUGUGGUGGGUCCACGUGUGAUGGUGGGGCCGAUGUUGGCGAUAAUCACAGUGAUGAUGACGACGACGAUGACGAAAAAAACCGAGUAAUGAUCAUGAUGGCGGAGAAGGGGAAGGCUUGA